Molecule: messenger RNA, 3435 nt
Organism: Leptosia nina
Lineage: Eukaryota; Metazoa; Arthropoda; Insecta; Lepidoptera; Pieridae
Source: the annotation of a GenBank genome assembly
AUGGAUUACUCGUAUUCAGACAGUGAUGUAUCACUAUCCCCAUCUCAAAUAUUGGAAAAAUUAGAGAUGUUGCGGCAACUACAAUUAAAGCAACGCGGAAAACUAUUAAAGCAACGUUUGGACUACCAAAAUACACCUGAAAAUUCCUCUAACAAUACUGAACUAGUAAGUCAUUUUAGUAACAGCACUUCAUACAACACUUUUAAAAGUUUAUUAUUGACAUCUAGUGACAAAUCGGAAGCCGGUGUAAAGAACUCUGAUAUUACACCGAGAAGCAUACCCUAUACAAUUCAAGGAAAGAAUCUUCAAAAUGUUAUGGAUGGAAUUUCUAUACUUAAUUUGUCACAUGAAUCUAAUAUUUCUAGUUCACCUAUUUCCAACAGAAAUGUGACAAGACAGUCACCGCAAAGAGCAUUAGAAGAAGACCAUAAUGGUGCAGAAAUAAUACAAAAAAAACAACUAUCUUUAGAUGAAAUGCCAAUCUUAUCUCCCAAGAAGAACUUUGAGCAGCUAGUUAUUGAAACAUUGAAAAAUGACCCACCAGAAGGAAUUGCAAAGCCAAAAGCAGUAUAUAAAAAGAAAAGAACAUUUUUAAGAAAAGGUGAAGGCAUGUCUCGCUUUGGAAUCUCUAAAAAUAACCUUAUCAUCCAAAAUACAAAAUCACUACCAUGGAGAAAGAAAUCAGAAAAUACAAAAAAAACUGAAUAUAGCAGUAUACCAGUAAAAUCAAAGGAGAAAUUGCAGACUCCACAAGUUGUACUUGAAACAAAAAAAGUAGCCUUUAAACCAGAAUUUCAUGAAGUAGAUAAAAAGGAUCAUAAUAAACCAGAACCAAUAAUUGAAAACCCACAGCUGUUCAAUGAGGUAUCCAAAAGUAGUAAUUUAAUCUCUAGCGCUUCUUGUAAUCAAAAUGAUAUACAAAGUAAUGUUGAUAAAUUUAAAGCCAAUCAAAACCUAAAGCACAUGCAUCCUAUUUUCAAUAACAAAGGUAAAACUUGGGCUGCAGUCUUAACUAAAGAGCAAGAUGAUUUCUUAAGACAACUCAAGCAAAGUGACUAUUAUAAAAACUUUCCAUCUCCAUCUAAAAGUAUAAAUUCUGACAUAAGCUCCUGUGAUAGUCUGUCUAAAGUAACUCAUCAUAAAGAAAUCGCAGAACAAAACUUAUUUGAUUUAAUAGAGAGUAAAGUUUCUCGUGAUAGUUUUCAUAUUAAUAAUUCAUUUUUUAAUAAAUUUCUAAGACAAAAAGAAUAUUCUGGAGAAAGUACCCCAUUAGUAAUGCAAAAAUGUAUAGCAGCGAACCCUAAUUUAAUGCAUAUUGGCCCAGAAUUGCACCAUAAAAACAGGAAAGAAAUAUUGUGCAGUGAAGAUGAAACAUGCAUAAGUGAAUGUACAGAUUGUAGUGAAUGCUGUUCAGUAUCAACAUGUUGUUCUUGUCAAACAGUGUCACAAGUGAUUGAAGAAAAUAAUAGAAAAUUUGUGAAUAAAGACAUUAAAGAACAAAAAAUAAAUGAAUGUCAAAAUGACACCGCCAAUGGUGCUGACACUGAGACUGCAACUGCGAAUAUAGUAGAAAUGAAUGAAAAAUUAAUUGCUACCAGUGACUUAUUGAAAGAAAGGCUGCGAGAACUGGAAGAUGAAAUUGAAACAUUCAGGAAGGAAAAUGCCAAUAUUAACAAAAUGAGAGAAGAAAUAGAUACGGAGCGCCAAAAGUUCUAUGAAGAGAAAUCAGCUUUUGAACAAAAGUUUAAUGAAGAAAAAAUACUCUCAGAAUAUUACUUAGCAGAAGAAAAGGAAAAGCUCAUAAAACAAAAACAAACAUAUGAGCGAUAUGUUAGAGAAAUACGGGGUCGGUUAAAUAAAAAAGAAAAGGAUGAAGUGCUGAACUUGAAAAAAGAAAUAUCAGAUCUAAAAAAUGAGAUCAAAGCUAAAGAUGCUAAAUCCACGUCCACCAUAGCCAGAUUACGUAACCAAUUGAAAAUCAUGGAAAAAGAUAAACAAAACUUAGAGAAUGAAGUUGAGAAAUUAAAAAAAGAAAAUAAAAGAAUUCAACAUAGCAAUGACGUGACUCGGAGAUUGACCAAUAUUAAAUAUUUAGAACAAAUUAAUAAGAAACUUUCAGAUGUGGCAUCAAGAGAUACUAGAUCAAAAGUAGAUUCAAACCCAAACAUUAAAUAUAAAGCUUUUGAAAUAGAGAGACAGAGUAGGCUGAAAAAGACUACAGGCAUUCGGACCAGAGCCAAAAGUGUACCUAAUUUAAAUGUCACUUCUAAAUAUGCCAAAUAUUUCAGUCAGAAGGACUCUUUAAGCGAUAAAGAAAAGAACUAUUUAGUUCAAAGUCACACAUAUGUUUCAGAUAAUGACACUGAUAAUGAAUCCAUCAAAAACUCAGAAUGUCCUACUAACAUAGAUGAAAUUUUUUCUGAAGAUGAAAAUAAUUACUUAGAAAAAAUAUACAAUGAACGUUUUAAAUCAAGUUCACCAAGCAGCAAGAGAUCAAGUGGUAACAUGUCAGAUAGCUCCAAUUUGAAAAACACUCAUGAAGAUACAAAUGGUUUUUUCAUACAAAAAUCUAAUUCAGUGUCUUCUAUAAAAAAAUCUCUGUCGCCAAAUCAUAUAACAAACAGCUGUUUAAAUAUUUCUAAAUCUUCACCUAUAGUUGAGGAUGCAAAUCGUAAUUAUUCCUCUCAUUCAAACAGUAUCAAAGAUCAGAGAAGUCAAACAUACCGAAGGAGUAAAUCACCUAUUUCAAUUUUAAGCAACUACUCCUCCAGCAGUCAAAAACCUAUGACAGUCAUACACAAUGAUGACAGAAUGUUGCCAAGCCCUGAACCAACCAGUAGCAGAAGCAUAGAAAAAACAAGCUUAACUCCUAUAGAAAUAAAAAAACCAAAUGGAUCACGAGAGUUGAAAUAUCCAAAUGGUAAUGUAAAAGUGAUUUCUGCAGAUGGAAAAUAUAGUAAAUUCAUAUACUACAAUGGUGAUAUCAAGGAGAACUUCUAUGACGAGGGCAGAGUAAAAUAUUUUUAUGCUGAAUCUAAAACUUACCACACAACGCACCCAGAUGGAUUGGAAAUUCUUGAGUUUCCUGACGGCCAAGUUGAAAAGCGCUAUAAAGAUGGAUCAUCUGAAAUAAGACUGCCAAAUGGUAUGGUGAGAUAUUUUGACCCUAAAAAUGACGUAGUUCGUGAGGAUUGGCGCUAUCCCGACGGAACUUCACUUACGGUAUCAGCUAAUGGCGAACAACGUAUUCAAUUUCCUAAUGGGCAAAUCGAAGUUCAUGCAGCAGACCAUAAGCGUCGUGAGUUUCCUGACGGCACUGUAAAACUCGUCUACAAUGAUGGUACGUCGGAAACGAGAUAUGCCUCCGGUCGAAUCCGAAUAAAAGACAAACACGGGAAUCUAAUUAUGGAUUCAUCAUCAAGACAUACAUCUUGA